AUGAACCUAACAUGUAAUUCGACGCUGGAGCAUAUGCGAAUCGGGUCCGAGGAGAGGAUCGUUGGACCCUUGACCUUCCACGAGCUCGCCCUCAUCAUUGCCGGCGCUGCUACCCUGGUCGCCUACGUCGUCAGCUUCUUCUUGAUGUGGCAGCACGCCCUCAACUACACCAAGCCGCGCGAACAGAGACAUAUCAUCCGCAUCCUGUUCAUGAUCCCGGUCUAUGCCACCUCGGCCUUCCUCUGCAUAUACUAUUACUGGCACGCCAUCUACUUCCAGGUCCUAAGCGAAUGCUAUGAGGCGUUUGCCAUAGCCUCCUUCUUUGCCCUCAUGUGCCACUACAUAGCACCUGACCUGCACGACCAGAAGAAUUACUUCCGGCAUAUGCGCCCUAUCAAACCGUGGGUGUGGCCGAUCAACUGGUUCGCCAAAUGCUGCGGCGCCCAGAGGGGGCCCUGGAGAACCCCCCAGAGCGGCCUGACCUGGUUUAAUAUUGUAUGGAUCGGCAUCUACCACUACUGCUUCAUCCGGGUUGCCAUGACCAUCACGGCCGUCGUGACGCAAUAUUUCGAGCGGUACUGCGAGAGCUCCAACAGCCCCGUCUUUGCUCAUAUAUGGGUCAUCGUGAUCGAGUGUAUAGCCGUCACUAUCGCCAUGUACUGCCUCAUCCAGUUCUACGUGCAGUUGCGCGAGCCGUUGGCUGAGCACAGGCCCUUCUUAAAGGUCCUCGCCAUCAAGCUCGUCAUCUUCCUGUCAUUCUGGCAGACGAUCGCCAUCUCCCUCGGUACAUCCACCCUCGGCAUCGUGAAUCCUACUCCCGCCCUUGCCUACCCCGACUUGAAGGUCGGCAUCCCCAGUUUGAUGCUCUGCGUUGAGAUGGCCAUUUUUGCCAUCCUGCAUAUAUGGGCGUUCCCCUACGCCCCGUAUGUCGAAGGCGCUAGAACUAGUUUCUACCCCGUCCCGGAUCCCUCGACGGGGAUGCCGCCCCGCGAGAACGAACACGGCCGGAAGCUGGGCGGCUUCAUGGGCCUGAAGGCAUUCGGAGACGCCCUUAACCCGUGGGAUAUCAUCAAAGCAAUUGGCCGCGGCCUGCGAUGGCUCUUUGUUGGGGCUAGGAACCGCCACCAAGAUUCCAGCUAUCAGGUCAAGGUGUCGGACGACGUGGACACCGGUUAUCCCAUGAAGACACUUGCCACCAACCGUGCCGGCGCCACGAGCACGGAUCAUUUACCAAUCGCCAACCAGUUCCGUCGGAGCGCAUUUGGACUUCCUAAAACGCCCGGAGAUCCGCUCCCCGAGGAGAGCGCGGGCUUGAUCACGUACGCCCAGUCCAACCCCGUCAGCCCAGGACGUCAGCCGUCCAGCCCAUACCAAGACGAUAGACAACAGCGUGGUGGCUCGCGGAACUCAGGGGAAUCUGUGCCCUACGACGACGUUCGGGGCGAUAUCGGGGCUGCAGCCUCGCACUACGACUACGGCAUGGACGAGGCGCCCGGAAGCCAAAGCGGAAGCACCGCGGGCUGGAGUCAACGUCAAGGUGAGGUGCAACCGGGCAAGAGAAGUUCGGCACAAGUCCAGAUGGGCAGGGCUUUGUGGGGUGACCGAAAUCCCCAGGGAGGCCUAAAGUAG
This is a messenger RNA of Durotheca rogersii, 1629 nucleotides long. RefSeq names its product DUF300-domain-containing protein. Gene Ontology annotation, molecular function: transporter activity. Gene Ontology annotation, biological process: transport. The record is from RefSeq and is a predicted model, not a curated record. The coding region runs from base 1 to 1629 and encodes 542 amino acids. The transcript is spliced from 4 exons. Lineage: Eukaryota; Fungi; Ascomycota; Sordariomycetes; Xylariales; Xylariaceae.